GUCUGGUGUUUCCCGGGAUGCUUUGCGAAAGCAUGGCGGCCACGCUGUGAAUGUCCGCAAGACGGUAAAUAGGGCAUUUUAAUUCAAGAGAGGAAUAAGAAAAGUGGUACCUAACCUCUCUUGUAGAUUAUUCAUCUUGAUAUCCGCCUAACACAGUCUGUAAAGUGAAUGAGUUAGCUUAAUGUCUUGUCCGCCUGAGUGUGUGGAUUACGAACCUUUAGAAGUUGCAGUCCCGAAGCCUCAGUUUUUGUGAACAUGAUUUGUGCUUUUCUACGAGUAGUACAGCAUGCGGAGAAGCUGCACGGGUCCUUGGGCAGGCAGUUGUUGCCACAUUUUGUGUUCACCAAAGCUUGCUUUAAAACUCAGCCUUUGAGAUGGGGGCUGCGAGAGCAGAAGAAAACAGUGCAACCUAGAACUGUCCUUGGGUUCGCCCAGAAAACUUUCUGGACACAAGGACCGGACCCCCGGAAAGCAAAGGAGGAUAGUACCAAGCAAGUGUCUAUUCGCAGAGAGGAGACCGGCGUCUCAGUGUCUCAGAGAGUGAGAGAAGCUGGGAGGAACGUCAGCUACUUGGCAGUGGUGCUCUUUGGAGCCAGCAUUGCAGGCGGCUUGUUAUACACGAUCUUCAAAGAACUGUUUUUUUCAUCCAGCCCUAAUAUCAUAUAUGGGAAAGCCUUAGGAAAAUGCAGAACACACCCUGAGGUGAUUGGUGUAUUUGGUGAGCCUUUGAAAGGCUACGGGGAAAUGUCGAGACGUGGGCGGAGACAGCAUGUCCGUUUUUCUGAAUACGUAAACAAUGGGCUAAAGCGCAUCCAUGUGAAAUUCUACAUUGCGGGCUCUGAACCAGGGAAGGAAGGAACGGUCCAUGCAGAAGUGGAAGAGAACCCAGGGAGUGGCCAGUUUGAAUUUCGAUACAUAUUUGUGGAAGUGACUCCUACAAGAUCUAUUAUUGUUGAAGAUAACCGUUCCCAACAAAGUUAGAAAGCCUCAAGCCAGCGUACUACUUCCUGCCAAGAAUAAAGGGAUCUGUUCUCACUGUGAUCCUCAGAAUUCUCUUCCAGAAUUUGUUCAAAACAAGAAUAAAGUUUGUCACACAGAAAGGAAGUGCAAUGUGACUGUUCAUGGGUUCGGACAAACAGAUCUUUCUUGUAAAAAAUCAUGAAAUGUAGCAAAUUUUACAUUAUAUUCAAUUGCCAAUCAUGACAUUAUUUCAGCUCUACAUUCAUGAUAAACUUACUAAAAUUUAUAUACACAUAAGUAAAGUUUUAAGUAUUUUAUGCUGUUUAA
This is a messenger RNA of Mus pahari (shrew mouse), 1287 nucleotides long. RefSeq names its product translocase of inner mitochondrial membrane 21 (gene Timm21). The coding region runs from base 256 to 981 and encodes 241 amino acids. Lineage: Eukaryota; Metazoa; Chordata; Mammalia; Rodentia; Muridae. Gene Ontology annotation, biological process: protein import into mitochondrial matrix. The transcript has 6 exons. The record is from RefSeq and is a predicted model, not a curated record. Gene Ontology annotation, cellular component: TIM23 mitochondrial import inner membrane translocase complex.